AUGGCAGCAAUUUCAAGUGUUUUGUCACUUACCCCAGGUACGGGACUCACAAAGAGGACUGGCCUAAAACAUUUUGCUGUUCCCGGCUACUUGCCCAGUCUCAAGAGGAAUGUCAAUUUUCGAGUCAGCAGCAUGGCCGAGGACACGGAGAAAGAUUCGUCAGAGCCAAAGGCCGAGCCGUCGUCAAAGGUGUUAGAGCCAGCAGCUCCACCAAAGGCAUUCCCGUUAAAGCCAAAGGUUAGUACCAACAACUUUGGUGACAUACUAGCCUUCAGCGGGCCGGGACCGGAGAGGAUCAACGGCCGGCUAGCGAUGAUCGGAUUCGUGACGGCCAUUGGUGUCGAGCUAGCCAAUGGGGUUGGGGCAGAAUCGAAAUCGAAUGGGGUGUUUACGUCUGAUGCUGAGUUGUGGAAUGGAAGAUUUGCUAUGGUGGGUUUGGUUGCAUUGGCAUUUACUGAGUAUGUCAUAGGUGGUGCUCUUGUGUAA
Molecule: messenger RNA, 486 nt
Organism: Fraxinus pennsylvanica
Lineage: Eukaryota; Viridiplantae; Streptophyta; Magnoliopsida; Lamiales; Oleaceae
Source: the annotation of a GenBank genome assembly